AUGCCAGAAGUAGUGAAAGCCCCCCCAAAUGAUGGGUCAUUCUGUGAGAAAAAGCCAACCCAGGUGGUCGCAAUAGAAGAUGACUCGCCCCAGUCGUCUGAUAUCCUGCAACCUCGAGCCAACGCCCUCGGGUACGAUACCGGCGAAGACAUGACGUUUCCCAAAGAAGGGUUGCGGGCAUGGCUUGUGGUGUUGGGUUCCUGGUGUGGCAUGAUUGCAACCUUUGGUAUCUCUAGCUCAAUGGGUGUGCUCCAGGAGUAUCUGGCAAAGAACAUCCUCACUGACUACUCUGAAUCCGACGUCUCGUGGAUCUUCUCCGUUUGGCUAUUCGUGAUGUUUGUUGGUGGCAUCCAGAUUGGACCGUUGUUUGAUACAUAUGGGGCUCGCGUUCUGUUGAUUGCCGGUAGCAUCUGUCACGUGCUAUCGCUCUUUUUCCUUGCUUGGUCUAAAGAGUACUACCAGUUUAUUUUGGGAUUCAGUGUUCUGGGCGGUAUCGGAUCUACAAUGAUCUUUAAUCCCUGUACCACGGUAAUUGCCCAUUGGUUCUGGAAACGUCGUGCUUUUGCUACCGGAAUCGCAACGUCGGGCGGUGCUAUUGGCGGCAUCAUGUUUUCACUCAGCCUCAGUAAACUGUUAGAAACAACCAGUUAUGCAUGGAGUGUUCGCGUGAUCGCAUUCGUUGUACUAUUCUUGUGUGUCAUUUGUGUGGUGUCGGUCGACUCAAGAGGCCAGAAAACAAAGGCUUUCUCAAACGCUCUGAUGGACUUCAAAGCAUUGAAAAAUUGGGAAUUUCUAACCCUUGUUUUCGCCAUAUUUAUGGUAGAGUGGGGUGUGUUUGUACCAAUGAACUACCUUGCGUCGUACUGCGUUUCUCGCGGACUGACCACGACAUAUUCCAACCAGGUGCUGGCCUACCUGAACGUUGGUUCGGUCUUUGGGCGAGCUUGUCCAGGGUACUUUGCCGAUAAAUGGGGGGCAUUCAAUAUCAUGACCACCACAUCAUUUAUCUGCGGCAUUUUAUGCUUGGCUGUAUGGCUUCCUGCUGGCUCAACCAAGGCUGGAGUCACUGCUUUUGCAGUACUCUUCGGCUUCUGGUCAGGAUCCACCAUUUCCCUCACGCCUGUGUGUGUAUCACGGUUAUCUCCCACCAAGGACUACGGUAGAAGGUACGGUACAUGUUACUUUUUCUCCAGUAUUGCUGCCCUGACUGGAAUGCCUAUUGCGGGCUCUCUAACAGACCACCAUUAUUUGGGCCUCAUUCUGUUUGCCGGUUUAGUUUAUCUGCUGGGGGCUUUUCUCUUUUUGACAUCCCGCACGCUUGCGGUUGGUAAACAGCAAAUUUUCUAG
This is a messenger RNA of Wickerhamiella sorbophila, 1347 nucleotides long. Its product is annotated as putative transporter MCH4. Gene Ontology annotation, molecular function: transmembrane transporter activity. Lineage: Eukaryota; Fungi; Ascomycota; Dipodascomycetes; Dipodascales; Trichomonascaceae. The transcript has a single exon. The record is from RefSeq and is a predicted model, not a curated record. Gene Ontology annotation, biological process: transmembrane transport. Bases 1 to 1347 code for a protein of 448 amino acids. Gene Ontology annotation, cellular component: fungal-type vacuole membrane.